GCAGCAGUGUGAGCCAACAUGGCAGACGGCAAAGGUGGAUCGUUUACCAAGGUCGUCCAAAAACACGCUGGACGGGCAAAGGAACGGAUUCUUCAGAACCUUGGCAGGGCUGACAAGACGAAAGAUGAAGUAUUCGAAGUUUAUAUGUACAACUUCAGCAGGCAACAGAAUGCGGCGCUCAAGCUACAAAAGGAAUUCAAGAACUAUGUCAUGUGCAUCAAAGGCCUUCAGCUGGCGAGCAAAGCCCUGAUGGACACACUCAGCGAGAUCUAUGAGCAGGAAUGGGUAGGCCACGAACAGAUCCCCGUAAAAGCGCAGACGUUAGAACUUCUAUGGGAAGACUAUCACCGCAAGAUCAACGACCAAGUAAUGAUGCCUCUCAACAGUUACAUCACACAGUUUGCGGACGUCAGGGGAAGAAUCGCUAAGCGAGGCCGCAAGUUGGUGGACUACGACAAAUGUCGGCACAGUGUUGAGAGCCUCAGGAACUCGGCAAAGAAGAAAGACGACUACAAAUUGGGCAAAGCCAGAGAGGAACUGGAACAGGCGAAACAAAUGUACGAAAUAAUCAACAACGAACUUCACGACGAGCUCCCUGCACUGUACGAUAGCCGGAUACCAUUCUUGGUGUCCAACUUGCAAACAUUCUUCUCUGCCGAAGGCGUCUUUCACGGCGAAAACUCUAAAGUGUUCACUUUCUUGAUGGAGACGAUGCAGAAGCUGUCCACAGAGAGCGAAAAGUCUGGCAUCAAAUUCCCUCCCAUCACCCUGGACAACGCGUCACCACGUUCCUACGGCUUGCAAAACAGCCAGUGUAUGGUGCCCCUCCAGAAGAGACUCACGACUGUGCGGAACGGGAAGAUGUUGUCUACCCCGGCCACACACCAGCCACACUCCAUUCAUUCAACAAAGGGUAUUCGAAGGACCCAAUCUGAUCGUGACCGACGUUCGCGCUCUCUCGAGAGGCUAGCCGAUGACUUAGUGGGUCAACUCUACCACGAGCAACCUAGUGCGGAGCCUCAAAAGCAACAGCAGCCGCUGCAGCACAGUGGUGCGCUGAGUCGUUAUUCCGAACAACACCUCUCGUACGCGGAACGACGUGGGCCUUCACUGGAGCUGUCAGCCAACAACUCUCGUAGGAGCUUCUCGACGCAGCACCUCUCAAAGAGGGACCACGAGGAAUUGAUAGAGCCGUCGAAAGCAGUUCCACUCGGGAUAAGAGGAGACGAGAAACCAAUUGUGCCACCAUUCAGGCGGCGUUCUUCUGCAUCGCGAACGAAAGGCGUAAACGAACUUUUAGCAGCGAAACAUGGAACGAACGAAAACGAAGCAUCCCCCGAAAGAUUUGUCGCGAGUCAUACGGGAGCUCAGUACGCUCGUGUUAGGAGAUAUUCGGAGCAGUCUUCGGAGGUGGUGGACCGUUCCGUGCAGGACAGGCGGCCGGUCUCUAGCGUUGGAUACCGCGACCGACAUCGAUAUUCGGUAGAUCGCUUCUCGGGCGUUGAUUCUGUGGAUGCCGAUCGCUGUUCCUUGCCCGGCGGCUUACAAAGAGGUCUCAUGUCCAGUAGCAGCAGCAUGGUGAACCGACCGGUUGAACUGUACCUAGUGGUGAGGCCAGCUGCAGGGAAGACACGUGCUGAGGCCGCUGUGCAAGUGAGCAGUCUGGACAAGCGACUGUACGGAAACGUUGCGGACAAAAGCCUCCCACCGGCUAGCUCGCUGGUGUCCCGGGAGGUGGAGACGAGGCCGUACGAAGAGAUUGAGUUCCGCAAGGGUAAGACCGAUCGAAACUCUGACAUUUCCAUCAAGGUGACCGAAACGAAUGGACAGGUCACCAGUCCACUGAUGGCUUCUCCUGUCAGAAGUGAGCCUGAAUGUGUGGCGUGCGGUACGAGCUCCCGUAUGAAGUGCAUCUGGCUGAACGACGCCGAGUUUUCUGCCCUUGGGUACCAGCCGUGGCAAUGCCUUCGAUGCGCCGUCCACGGGUCCCUGGAUGAGGCCAGGCGCAACUUGUGCAUCUGGUUCACGCGGGUCACCAAGCUCAAAGCCAACUACUCCCAAUGGCACUGGAAACGCCAAGGAGGAGCUGCUCGACUGGAUAACGAAGACAUGCCAGGUUACCGCGGCAGUUAUGCAGAACAGAACGGAGGAGAAGUUCCUGUCGCCCGCAAGAGGGAGGAAAAAGAGUACGAACCCGUUGAGGUCGGAGCGCAGAUGAAGGACCACACGGAAGACCUGUAUGAUAUUCCUGUCGGUGCAACCACCACUGAUUUACCAUCUGGUGUCCUCUACAGGGUUCGUGCCACCUACAAGUACACGGCUGAGGAUGUGGAUGAACUAAAUUUUGAAAGCGGAGAACUCAUUCGGGUGGUGGAAUACGAGGAUCCCGAAGAACAGGAAGAAGGCUGGUUGAUGGGAAUCAAAGAGUCAACUGGAGAAAAAGGCCUCUUCCCUGCAAACUUCACAAGGCCCAUAUAAAAGCAACAUUGCCACUGCUGGUCCACCAUCCUUAAGUUGCACUCCACGAGUGCCUUGUAUUUACACGUUGUUUGGAAUUUGCUCCCAUAGAAGAAAAGAUACUUAACCCACAUCCAUUAACUGCAUUUGAUUUUUCUCCGACCUUAGUGGGGCCCCUCGUGCCAUUACGUGUUUGGGCACAAAAAUAUGCAACUAUAAUGGAUAUCCAGGCUAGGUAUACCAGAUCUUCCAGAAGGUUACGUUUUGUUCAAAAUCUUGCACGUUAAUUCCCGAGACAUGAUAAAAAAAAAUUGUGCCACCUAAUCUCCAACUAGAAUGUGCAAUUUUUUUGUUUUUUCAUUUUCUUUUCAUAUAUUUAGAAGCAUUACCGAGCACCACUGACGGUUUGCCUCAAAGAGGUGGGGGAACCUUCACAUUGAGAUUAGUUCUGUUUUGCAAAAAACUGACUUGUUUGUCGGGAAACCUGCCCAUUUAUUUUAGUUAUUUAUUUUUACCAUUGCGAGAGAAAGAACUCAGAGAAUCUCGUUCAUUACUGCGCAACGUGUUGAUUGCAUAUAAUUAUGCUUAGUCUCUAAUAUAUAAAAAGUGGAGAGUGUGAAUCUCUAGAAUUGUUUUGUUCAAUGCAUCACCUUUUUUGUGUAACCAUAUGUUUUUUGUCCUGUUUACAACCUCUUUGUGAUCCCACCAAAGUGGAAUACCUGUGAGAGCAAUUGUACGAGGGCCACGAUUUGUAUUUACAAACAUUGCCCGUGCACACUUCAAAUGUGCAGCAAAUUAUGCACUGUGAGCAUUGUACAAGUCCAUAAUCGUACGCGAGAGACUUAAUUGAAGUACGCAUUUAUCGCCAGGAAUGCAUCAAGCUGUGGUAGACCUAUGCACUGAUGCAAUGCCACAAAUACAUUCAAAAUAUGCGAAACUAGAUCAGUUUCAUAUUGCUGUGAAAUGCACAUCUAACAGCAUUAGAUGCUUGAGCAGAUUCAGAAGAGCAAAACAUUGAUAAUACUGUAUGUACAAAAUAUGUUCUGUUUAAGUAGAUAUUGUAACGAAACUAUGUCAGAACUUUGUGCAAGACUGACGCUAUAAAAAUUGCAGGAGCUCAAAUCUGUACGAACUAGAACAGUACAGGUGUCAACGAUGCUUCACAAGGGUCUAGUUGGUAUCCCACAUUAUUUUAAAAAUUGGUAUCACUAGACACAUUAGUACGAUAUACAGUACAAAAUAUGCAGCUAGAUAUUGUCAGUCAAUCUCCAUUGGGAGCACAAGGCAAGAUAGAUCUGAAUGGCAGCAAUAAUAUAAGUCUGUGAAAGAUACUAACACUAUAGUAUAUUUGCUGCACCAUGUGCCCAAGACAUAGGUAUCUGGACUUCUGCCCGCAUUUAGCGAACAUUUAAUAAUUAUGUACUAAUAAAUACCCAGUCUUCCUAUUGGAUACAAAUCUGGGCCUUUGUGUACCAAGAAACGGGAUGUUUUUGUCCCACCAGAAUAACUAUCCGUCCAUUUUCUUUUUGCCAAUGAAACAAACUCUUUGUGCCAAUGUCAGCAUUAACUAAAGAAGCCACUUUUCAAGUCACUGUGGUUUCUGACCACUUCUGUACCGAGUAAUACAGUAUUUACUGGCAUAAUUAAUGCACUUCUUUACCCACCAUAGAAGGCGCAUUAAUUUUGCAAGUCAAUACAGGCUGAUAUUUUUGUACAGUUAGAGCAUUUUGAGGACUUUUCAUGGACUCGAUUUGGUCACAUACUGCAAAGGGUGGGCUUUAUUAACAGAAACUAUUUGUAUUCCCCUGGACGUGUUCGUAACCUCACUCUGGAUUUAUGAGUGUUUGGAAAAAUAGAGUUUAUUAAAACUACAUUUUAGGUCUA
Molecule: messenger RNA, 4341 nt
Organism: Ornithodoros turicata
Lineage: Eukaryota; Metazoa; Arthropoda; Arachnida; Ixodida; Argasidae
Gene: Amph
Product: amphiphysin-like
Exons: 15
Coding region: 19-2478 (819 amino acids)
Cellular component (GO): plasma membrane; cytoplasm
Molecular function (GO): phospholipid binding; protein binding
Source: RefSeq, a predicted model, not a curated record